UUAAUUUUAAUACUUUUUAUUUAUACUCAAUUUUUAUUGGGUUUUAUUACUUUAUCUGAUACUUGUCAUGGUGAAUCUUUUGGAAAUUGUUUGGCUCAUUAUGUUAAAGGUUCAAUCUUCUUUUGGUUCGGUUUAGUAGCUUUCAUUAGAUAUCUUGGAUUUUUUGAAAAAUUUGGUUGGAAUUGGAAUUUAUUACAAAUAAGUUCUUUGGAUAAUUUUAAUGAUGAAAAGAAUCAAAAAGGAAAAAUUUCUUUUUCUUUAUUAGAAAGUAUUAUCAUAUUUUCUUAUGGUAUAUCAAAUACUUUUUUAGAACAUACUGGUAAAGAUCCUUGGAAUCAUAGAGAUAUUCAACAUGCCACCCUAGCUUUCAUGUGGUAAGUGGUGGGCAGGUUCAUUAGGUAUUAUUCUAGAGAAUAAAAAAUUAAGAAAAAUUUUAUUCUCAAAAUCAAAAAUUCCAAUAGCGAAUCCUAUACCAUCAAUAAUUUUUAUAAUAACAGCUAUAUCAAUAAGUUCUCAUCAUCAAAGGACCGAAUUUUCUUUAACUAUACAUAGACAAUUUGGUGGUUUCUUAUUAUUAGCUGGUAUUUCCAGAUUAUUUACUAUAAUAAUCUUAUAUUUUACAAAUAUUAUGAAUAAUAAUAAUAAUAAUA
Molecule: messenger RNA, 650 nt
Organism: Rhizophagus irregularis DAOM 181602=DAOM 197198
Lineage: Eukaryota; Fungi; Glomeromycota; Glomeromycetes; Glomerales; Glomeraceae
Source: RefSeq, a predicted model, not a curated record